Molecule: messenger RNA, 2589 nt
Organism: Talaromyces marneffei
Lineage: Eukaryota; Fungi; Ascomycota; Eurotiomycetes; Eurotiales; Trichocomaceae
Exons: 6
Coding region: 1-2589 (862 amino acids)
Molecular function (GO): RNA binding
Source: RefSeq, a predicted model, not a curated record
AUGACAUCCAAUCCUCCAGAUGAGGUUAUACACUUUCGGGGGAAGACUCUUACUCCCGAGAGUCCACGUCCACUUCACAUCCCAGAGCCUUCAAACAUACCUGUCUUAGAGAACCAGAUGGACCCAGUCUUCAACGAUACGUCAACCUAUGAAAUGCCAUCUAGUUACCAGGAUGAUGAGCAACCCUUAGAGUCGGAUAGUGAGAUAUACAAAAGCGCCAAUGAUGAAGACAAUAGGAUACAAGAAGCACUUUUGAGUAUGGCUCAAGAAUCAGGAACGGUGAAUGUUCCAAGUAUUUUAGAUGAUCAGUCCGUUUCAGCACAUAUCCCACUUCCAACUGAACCCAAUGUUUCGUAUCAUCAGAUGGGCGUGCCAAUUAGUGCGGCUCCCAUAAAUGCCAAUACGACCAUACUGGACCCUUCUAUGGCUAAUCCUGAAAUCGACGUUGCUCCCACUAACAGUGCACAAACCGAAACGGGCGUUGAAUUCCAAAGUCUACUUGAUAAUAUUUCCCCAUCCGCCUCUACUGCCCACUCUGGCCCUGUGGUAACUACCUCAUCUCCCGCCGAUAACCCCGUUCUUCAAGAACAUAAACAACCCCAGCCCACCGCAGCACUGGAUCAUAACUAUGCGUUAUCUGCCGGUCUCCCACCGCGACCACCAACCCAAGAGACACCAGACUUAAACCCAAAUUACCAACCUACGGCAAACAUUAGUGACUAUCAUCCUCUCGGCAUACAGGCAUCUAAUACAUCCCACGUACCUCAACCGCAAGGUCAGGAUCAACACUCAAAUGCCUCAAUCUUCGUGCCUGCAGUAGCGCCAGGCACAUCUUCGGGAGCAAUUGGGCUACCUCCGCCCCCUUUAGCAACAUUCCAACAAUUUCAAUCACAACAGAAACCAGUCCCAGUACCAGAAGCUAUCGCCCAGUCAAGUCAUAAGAGUUCUAGAUCUGAAAGAUAUAGUGCAAGACCCGGAGGUUCCCCAGAUGACGAUGAUGUCUUUUGGGGAGAUGAAGUACAAAAGAUAUACGAUGAGUUCCUCCGCGAGGAGCGUGCAUACGUUACCGAAGGCUUGUGGGAUCGCUUUCCUUACGGUUCUAGACUCUUUGUUGGAAACCUUCCCAGCGAGCGAGUAACCAAACGUGAUUUGUUCCAUGUUUUCCAUAAGUACGGAAAACUCGCACAGAUUUCUAUAAAACAAGCCUAUGGCUUCAUUCAGUUUCUUGAUUCAGAGCCAUGCCACCGCGCUCUACAGGCUGAGCAAGGCAGUCUUAUCAGAGGCCGGAAGAUUCAUCUUGAAAUAUCCAAACCUCAGAAAAGCACUCGACCGGGGCCAACCCAUCCUGAGCCUGGACGGCAACCGUUCCCAAAGCGGUCUAGGUCACCAGACUACUCACGUGGAGGACCUUCGAAUGGCCGUGGAUUGCGCAAUCAAGGCAAUGACCGUCAUGAUCGUUCAUAUGACAAUAAGCGGGGAAGUCUCAGUGACUUCAGAGAGGAAAAUGGUCCGCGACGUCGUGACGACUACCGACCUCCUAGGUCACCAUCACCGCGCGCUUUUCGCACCCGGGAGAGCGGUUUUCGUUCACGAGACCGAACCCCAGACAGGUUCGAGCGACGUGAUAGACGCAGGUCGCGAUCCCCUUACGGUAGAGAUAGACGGUACCGAAGCCCUAGCCCACACACGCGCUCAGGGUAUGACGGUGAAUCUGAGCAUGCUUUCUCACGCCGUGCCCCCAGAGAUGUCCCGGAUCUGCAGGUUCUGGCUGCCGACGAUGUUGAUAUGAGCUUUGCAUAUCACGUUGAAAAUUCAUUCAAAACUCGAGGACUCCGGACUAACACAUUAGUGCUUUCUCGUAUCCCCGUGGAUGUGGCAAUCCAAAGACAGAUGGAAGAAGGUGUCUUUGCGGUGAUAAGACUUACGAGAAGCCAGCAAUAUUCUGGAAAAGUUACACUUUUGAUAUUUGAUCGUAGCGCAGGGGCUAGUAGCAAGCCUCGUUCAAUGGAAUAUCCGGAUCUUGACCUGCACGUUGCUGUCCAGAUGACUAUUCAGAUGCACGCCGUUCGCCGAGCUGGAGUUGCCACAAACUAUUACCCUCCUAACCCUACCUACCCGGGACCUUCUCUGCCGAGUCAAUUUUCUCAACCGAUCCCUCAUGUACAGCCAGCCAUGCCGGCGCUCCCACAGCCAAAUCAGAUCGCAAACCUUAUACAAACGCUUGACGGAGCCGCAUUACAAGCAUUGCUGAGUACACUUCAGCAAGCGCAGUCCGUUCCUCAGGCAGCUAUGCCAUCAAUACCCGUGGCGCCGAACGUAUCGAAUCCAGUUGAUCUUGCAAGUCUCCUGAACAAUGCUCAUCGUCAACAAAACCCUCUUGCGACAGCUCAAAACCAACGACCACAGCCUCAGGCUGCAAAUCCUUUUGUCCUUCCACUUUCCGGUCAACCUUCCAAUCGUCUGGAUCCAAAUCUUCUUGCACUAUUAGCGAAAGGAACCGCAACUGGAGGUCUGAUCCAGGGGGGCCAAGCAGCAGUUGGCCCUCAAGUGCAAAAUAUUGUUAACCAACUCGCCAAGUGGAAACAGUAA